Messenger RNA from Adineta ricciae, 1377 nucleotides. The record is from the annotation of a GenBank genome assembly. NCBI's taxonomy places the organism in Eukaryota, Metazoa, Rotifera, Eurotatoria, Adinetida, Adinetidae.
AUGUGUGCAUGGUAUGUCCUAUUGUUCAUUAUUCCAUAUGUUCAUUCAGUUCAUUUUCAUUCAAAUGAAAUCAAUAACAAAAAAACUUCAAUAUUUGUUAUUUAUCCACGUUUGCGUUUGUGUAAUAAUGGUUCGUUUUCAUUUGAAUUUCGUACGAAAACAAGAAAUGGUUUAAUCUUUUACACCAAUGAUAAUUACCAUUCGGAUUCCAUUAUUGUUUCGGUUUAUCAAGGUAAAUUACUAGUUGAACAGAAAUUUGGUAAUAACAAAGCUUAUCAACAAUUCGAUCAUCCGAUUAAUGACGAUAAAUGGUACAAGAUCGUAUUUAAACGACGAUCUUCAUUGAUUACCGAAAUCGUUCUCUAUUCUGUUGCAUUACGAAACGUGGAAAAUCGUAUCAUUAAAUCGAAAAGCUUGAAUUAUUUGCCGUUUACAUUAUCGAACACGAGUUCAAUGGUUUAUAUCGGAGGCUUACCGAUGAACAUUUACAAAAAACAACGUUAUACAAGUGAAUUUCUGUUCCAAUCAUUUCAAGGCUUUGUACGUAAUCUGCGUUAUGGCCUAUGUGGAUGCCCUGAACGUAUUCAACAGCCACUUUUUUCGUCAUUAGCAAAUAAUUUUCAAUCUGAAGUAUGUGAACAACAGAUCUCAUUAUGUUCAAGUUCAGCAUGCGAAUGUUUGAACGUCGAUGAAGAACCACGAUAUCAAUGUGAUUGUAGCAAUAAAACGUGCAGUAUUAUGACUAUAAUGAACAAAAAUCUCAUUCAAUACGAAAUCGAUUUCACAUCCGUGGAAUAUAUUUCCAAGAAUGACGCAUCCACAUUCACGUUCGGAAGUCAACCAUACAUGUUUAAUGUCAUGAAAAAAGAUGUGGAAGCCAAUGGAAAUCAGAACGACCACGCCAUGUUUGUGCCAAUGGAUAUUCAACAACAAACUUGUAUGUGGGACUUGAGCAGAUGUUCAAUAGAUCUAUCUUUGACGUUUAUUUUUUCCAUCAAUCAUAUGAACAAGUCUUCGACUAUUUUCAAGCAAAAUUUUAAGAAUGAUGCACUAAUACAUGUCUAUCUGGUCGUAUUCAAUUCGACAUUAUCAAGUUUGUAUUUUGACCUUUGGCUGCCAUUCAAUCGUGGACUUCUGCGUACACAAUUGAGUGAAUUCCCUUAUGAAACAUCAUUAUACAUUAAUCUUGUUUAUCGUUCACCAUCAACACUUUCUACUUAUCUCUUCGGACAACUCAUGGAUUAUACAGUAAAUCCGAUCUAUGAUCAAUCAAAUCGACCAUCAUCAUCGACAUUGUCGUUUAAUAUAUUUAUACCAUUUCAAUCGAUAUCUUGGUCCUACGAGCAGCCGUCAUUUGGUAGGUAUUCGUCUGAUUGA